Molecule: messenger RNA, 1666 nt
Organism: Doryrhamphus excisus (bluestripe pipefish)
Lineage: Eukaryota; Metazoa; Chordata; Actinopteri; Syngnathiformes; Syngnathidae
Source: RefSeq, a predicted model, not a curated record
GGAGACACAAAGUAUAAUAUCUUCAUUAUCGUGAAGUCCUGUGGCCAAAAAACCCCGCAGCGUCACGUAUUUUCGGUUUUAACUGAGCGUGCGCCCUCCCGCGAGGUGGAUGCAAAAUCCGGCAGGCAUGCAAAACUCGGCACAACACCGGCUGCAGGUGACCCCGGCCGGGGAGCAUUCAGAGGCCCAAUGGGUUCAGGUCGAAAGAGGAAUGGUGAUCUACGUCUGUUUUUUCAAAGGAGCAACAGACGACAUCCUGCCCAAGAUGGUUUCCACGCUGUUGAACUUGCGGCUGUGCGAGUCAGACUCCGGGAAGAUGGUGUCGGUGCUGGAGCUCCCCGGCAGCGUGCUGGUGGUCCCUCAGGCCACAUUGGGGGGCAAAGCCAAAGGCAAAGCCAUGCAGUACCACAACAACAUCGGCAAAGAGGACGGACUGCGGCUCUACGCCGCUUUUGUUUCUCUUUGUGAGCAGGAACUGGCGGCUGUGUCGUCCAACAACGUGACAGUCAAACACGGAACCUACGGGAACAGACAGGUCCUGAAGCUGGACACCAACGGGCCUUACACGCAUCUGAUGGACUUCUGAAAAGCCGAGAUGUGUGUGGAGUUAAUUCAAGCAGAAUUAUCACUCCAAAUGAGGCCUGGGUGUUUGUCCUCUGGUGAAGAUAAAACCCGAAUCGGUUCCAGACCUGGCAGUGGUGCGUCAAUAUUCACAAAGUAAGAUUAAAUAAAUGAAAUAUUUGCAUUAACUUUCAUAGACAACCUCCUUAAAACCUUAAAGGGACCUUUAGAAACCCUUUUAGACACCUCAGCUCCAAACUGUAACACUCCGUGUACCAUUGGACCAAGCUGGCAAGGACACAUGGUCUUCAUAUGCUCUGCCCAGACCCUCCAGAUAUGAAAUAUUACCCCGUAGUCAUCUUUACAUUAUUACCCGAUGUAUUAGACAUCAUAAAAACACUAUAUAGACAUAUGUUAGCGUGCUACGCAUCACAACCGAUGUUUUCUGAAGGCCUUAUACGGCGUCAGGCAAAAUGAUCUGACACAUUUGUAGGUUAAAUAAAAGGAAAAUAAAGUAAAGAAACAAAAAAGCGUUUUAAUUAUCGAAAAGUACAUAUAAUGCCAUUUUUUAAAAUUAAUUUUUGAGUCGCUGCCAAGAAUUGGAGCGGUGAGCAUGGUGCUCCAAUGGUCGACAUGAUCCCGUAGCAGCCCCAAACGCCAUCUUGUUAUGGGUUACCAACCAAUCAGAGCUUCUGGAUCUGCAUUGGAACCAAAAUCAACCAGUCGACCUCGCACCUUGCAGAACUGAUAAAAAUUUUAAACCAUAAUGAAACAGAAUGGCAUUAUAGUCAUGUUGUUUUACUUUAUUUGCCUUUUAUUUAACCUACAAAUGUGUCACAUCAUUUUGGUUGACCCUGUACUUGUACUGUAGUCCUUUGUGUGCUUCAUUUAGGACGGAAAUAUGUACAAUUUGUGUUCAUACAAAAAUACAAAAUGUUCAUAACCUAAGUAUAACCUAAGUAUUGGGCCCACAUUGGAAAAAAAAUAAAAUGAUUACGAGAAUAAAGUCCAAAAUUUACGAGAAGAACGAUGUCGGACAUUGCUCUUCAGGAAUGAAGAAAAACAUUCCUCUUGCUUCUGGCAACAUGAUUUCGAAAAUAAAGGC